Molecule: messenger RNA, 131 nt
Organism: Paraglomus occultum
Lineage: Eukaryota; Fungi; Glomeromycota; Glomeromycetes; Paraglomerales; Paraglomeraceae
Source: the annotation of a GenBank genome assembly
AAAAAAAAAGAGACAAAAUUUACAAUAACAACGGCGAAGAUGCAUCAAGAAAUGCGUUUUCGACUGGUCGUGAAGUCUGUAAUGACAAGACUCUCAAGCAUCUUAUUACUAGAGAAGACACCUUAUUCUAG